AUGGCGUGGAGAACAUUUCGAGAUGUUUAUUCUGAGGACAACAAUUUUCUUAUAGGAGAGGACUUCAUCACUGAUCGUCUUCGUCGAGAAGCAAGACAGCUUCAUCUCAGCAAAUUUAAAACAACCCGCCGUGAGGCACAUUUUGCCAGAUACAGAAACUCUUUUCUGAAGUGCGACUUGGAGCGAACGAACGAUCGAAUUGAGCAGGAGAGGCAAUUGAGGUCUGCAGAAAUGGAGAGAGAACGAGCGGUUUUUGUGAAGCAAGCUGAAAGACGAAGAAAAAUAGUCCCUCGAAAAUUAAGUGGUAACAAUUCAAAGACAGCUUUUGCUACAACUGAAAAACUAGGAAGCAUGGAUGUACCUGAUGAAGGGGAUGAGGCUAAAAGUCUUCAAAAUCACAGCCGGAUUGUACGCCAAAGUAGUCAGGGUGUUAGACAGAGCAUAAUAAGCCAGAGCGCGUCACACGCGUCAAGUUUUGCAGGAAAACGCGAUUUGGGGAAGGAGAUUGAACAAACUGCGGCGAUAAACGGCCGUCUUGAAGUAAGAUCUGUGAUGAGCAUCGAGAAUGAGAAAUCUAUUUUUAAUCAUGAAGGCACCGUUGAUGAGGAGACGAACUCUGAUCAAAUCAAUAAUUCAGAAAAUGCUGAAUCUGAGAAAAAGGGAGGAUCUGAAAAGGAUAAUCCACCUGUUUUGCCUGAGUCAGAAUCAGGAUCGGAACAAAAUUUAACAAUCACGUCGGCUCGAAGCCCUACACCAAAAACACGGAAUGCAAGAGCCUCGCUUUUGAACCGAAGGAAGUCUAGCAGUGCAAAACUUCCACCGGCGGUGACCGUGAAGAAAAUGAAAACCAAAUCUGCACACGAAAGAUGGAUUUGGGGAGAGUUUGACAAAAUUAUGAAGGGCUUCGCAGAUUUUUUACAGAUAGAGCACGUGCGAGUCAAUAUGAAGCAAGAAGCUGCUAUGGAAAAGAAUGUUCGGACCAAACCAGCACAAAAGAUAUCUCUUAAUUCAAUGCAGACUCUCAGCCCACUGUUCUUUCGUUACGGAGUGUCGGAUCAAAUAGCUUUUCGCUUUUAA
This is a messenger RNA of Pocillopora meandrina, 1077 nucleotides long. Lineage: Eukaryota; Metazoa; Cnidaria; Anthozoa; Scleractinia; Pocilloporidae. The record is from the annotation of a GenBank genome assembly.